This is a messenger RNA of Camellia sinensis, 1259 nucleotides long. Lineage: Eukaryota; Viridiplantae; Streptophyta; Magnoliopsida; Ericales; Theaceae. The record is from RefSeq and is a predicted model, not a curated record.
CUCAGGGCCGGCCCUGCCGCCAGGCAGUCGUUGCCGGCGAACUUCAAUGUUGAGAUCGCUAUGGCUGCUCCAACGAAGUUGUUGAAUCAAUCUAGCAAAAAACGAGAGGUUAAACAACCAAGAGUUGGUAGUUUUGGGGGAAAAAAGGACAAAGAGUUUCCCGGUGAAUCGCCGUAUGUUAUUACAGUGCCAGAAGAGAAGGAAUGUGAGCAGAGACGGGAGAAAACAGACACUGCAAAUCUUGCAGAUGAGCCUUCCGCCUCACUGCCGAGGUUUCGGGAAUCGAAGUGGAAUGAUAACGUUGGUUAUUUUAUUAAGAAGAUUGCUGCAUUAGAGGAUACGAGAAAACAAGUUCUGCAAGGCACACUUGAGGUGCAGAAACGAUUUCGUGGUCAUCGGGCUCGUCGUGACUUCCACGAACUCAAGAAAGGAGUAACAACACUGCAAUCAUUUAUCCGUGGUGAGAAAGCUAGGAGGGAGUAUUAUUUAUUGAUAAAGUUGAGAAUGCUGGCUGCUCGCAAGACACUAGAAGAGCAGCUGAGGGCAAUCAUCUGUUUACAAUCUGUAAUUCGUGGUUGGUUGGCAAGAAGGCAUUCUAAUUACCUGCAGAAAUUGAAAAAUUCUAUUCCUGAUAAUACAAAACAAAAGCAUGGGAGGAAAAUUUCUGAAGUCAAGGAGGUAUCGCAAGCACCUGUUCUGCCUUCAGUUUUACAAGAGCUUCAGAGGCGUGUUGCAAAGGCAGAAGCCACUCUAGGGCAAAAGGAACAGGAAAAUGCAGCAUUGAGGGAGCAACUAGAGCAAGACAAGGCAAGAUGGUCAGAAUAUGAGACAAAGAUGAAAUCCAUGGAGGCAAUGUGGCAGAAGGAGAUGAUGUCUUUGCAAGUGAAUCUGGAUGCGGUCAAGAGGAGUCUUGCUACUGACAACACUGCAAUUCAACCUGGGAGGGUAGAUGGUUCCGCUUCGCCCCACUAUUAUGAUUCCGAGGAAACCAUGUCCAUGGGAGCACAAACUACCGAUGGAAACACGCCCAUCAAGGUUUCACAUACUGGUAGAGAUGUCGGUGCUGGACGAGAGAUUAAUGGUGGUUUGAAUGCUGUUGGUCAUCUAGUGAAGGAGUUUGAGCAACGGAAGCAGGAUUUUGAUGAAGAGGCCAAAACCAUUGCUGUGGUCAAAUCAGGGCAUCCUAUUUACGAGCUUCGGAAGCUGAAACUUAGGUUUGAGACGUGAAAGAAAGAGUACAAGUCUCAUUUAACUUCAUC